Molecule: messenger RNA, 1173 nt
Organism: Sporothrix brasiliensis 5110
Lineage: Eukaryota; Fungi; Ascomycota; Sordariomycetes; Ophiostomatales; Ophiostomataceae
Exons: 2
Coding region: 1-1173 (390 amino acids)
Source: RefSeq, a predicted model, not a curated record
AUGGCCAAACACCUCCCCGGCCUUCUGCCCGGCUCGUGGGCGCUAUGGAGCAUUGGCAUGGCGACUGUGUUUGCCCGCUUCUUGUCCCGCCGCCUCGCCCUCGGCAGCUGGCGCAAACUGCAGCUCGACGACUACCUCAUGGCUCUGUGUGUCCUCACCUUCACGGGCGUCACUGUCUGCUCCAACCAGGUCGGCAUCAGCGGCAGCAACUACGCGUCCGACGCCGAGAUCGCCACAUGGUCCCCCGCAGAAACCCGCGACGCCGAAUGGGGCAGCAAAAUGCUGCUGGCCCUCGAGGAAUGUAUGAUGGCAACGGUCUGGCUCGUUAAGGCGUGUCUGUUGAUCUUGUACGGCCGCCUGACGUCGGGCCUCACGGAGGCCUUUGCUGUCAAAGUGGUGGCCAUCUACUGUGCCGUCGGCUACGUCGUCGUCCAAAUUUUGUAUUUGGGCGUCUGGUGCCGGCCCAUUGACGACUACUGGGCUGUUCCGGUGCCGGAAGGACAUGAGCAGUGCAAAACCUACCUCCACCAUAUGAUCACCGUCACCGUCUUCCACGUGUCCUCCGACCUGCUCAUGCUCCUCGUCCCCGUUCCUAUGAUUGCCCGCGCCAAACUACCGCUCCUGCGCAAGAUUAUUUUGUGUGGCAUCUUCAGUCUCGGCCUGCUCGUCGUCCUGGUCGCCAUCCUCAACCGCUACUACAAUUUCACCGUCGCCAACAGCCUCGUCUUUCUCAUCUGGUACAAUGGCGAGGCCAGCACGGCCGUCAUGGUCGCCAACAUUCCCUUUUGCUGGACCUUGCUGCGCCGCCUCUUUGCUCUUGACGCCUGGGGCAUGUCCAGCCGCCGCAGCCGCAGCACCUCGGGUGCCUACCGCCUCGGGGACAGAGACAUUCCCGUGGGUUCGGGUGGUGCAGCGGGUGCAGCUGCUACUGCUAGUACUACUGAAACUACUGUCGGACGUGGUGGUGUGUCUCAGGCCGGCCGCCGUCCAUUCGCCACCCUCGUUGGUAUUGACCUGGCGUCCACAACGGGCAGCACAGAACGGAUCACGGCCGGACAGACGGGCGAUGCCGCCGUGGACCACCUCGAUUGCAGAAAUCACGACAAAAGAGCGGCGUAUGGUGCACACAAAGGAUCGAGUGAUGGCGACUACGAUCCAGAAAUUGGACUAUGA